AUGGCGGGAGCCCGGCACCCGGUGUGUGUGAGUGGGGCAGCUCUGUUGCAGACAGAGAGGCUCCAGCAGACGUUCGCCUUCUCCGUGUGCUGGUCAGAUGACAGCGACAGCUUCGUACGCAGAAGCUGGGAGGACUUCAGGAGAUUCCACAAAACCCUCAAGGAGACCUUCCCGGUGGAGGCAGGCCUGCUGCGGAGAUCUGAUCGCAUUCUCCCCAAGCUCCCAGCCGAUGCACCCUGGCUGGUGCUCCGAGGCCGUACCGGUCGAGGCCUGGCCCGCCUGCAGCUGCUGGAGGCCUACCUGAGGGCGCUGCUGGUGGCCGGGGAGCGUGUGUCCCGCAGCCCGGUGCUCACUGGCUUCUUCGCGCCACAACCUCCGGACUUGGAGCCUAUGCUGCCACCCGGCAGCCUGGUGAUCCUGCCCAACCCGCAAGAGCCCCCGCCAGGCCCCCCAGGCAGCCCUGCCAUCCGCACCCUGGAGGCCCAGAGCCUGCGCUGCCUGCAGCCCUUCAGCACCCAGGACACGCGGGGCCAGCCCUUCCGCGCUCAAGCCCAGGAGGCCCUGGAUGUGCUGCUACGACACCCCUCAGGCUGGUGGCUAGUGGCAAACGAGGACCAGCAGACAGCGUGGUUUCCUGCUCCCUACCUGGAGGAGGCGGCCCCACACCAGGGACAGGAUGGGGGACAGCCCCUGGGGAUAAGCGGGCCCCAGUUCUGUGCUGUCUGCGCCUAUGAGAGCAGCCGGGCUGAUGAGCUGUCUGUGCCCGCAGGGGCACGCGUGCAUGUGCUGGAAGCCUCUGACCGAGGCUGGUGGCUGUGCAGGUUCCGAGGGUGCACCGGUCUUCUCCCAGCUGUGACGCUGCAGCAUGAUGGGCUGGGCACCCUCCUCAGCGGGCCGUGGCUCCACCAUGGGGCUGAUGGUGCAGAGGGCAGGGAGGGCAAGGCCCAUGGCUCCCCCAGAUCCCCCCAGGCCGUGAUGCUUCCGCCUCCUGUGCCUGCUCGGCCGCCUCUGAGUGCCAUUCAGAGCCGCUGCUGCACCAUCACCCGUAAGGCACUACGGCAGGGAGCCCCCUGA
This is a messenger RNA of Budorcas taxicolor (takin), 1074 nucleotides long. RefSeq names its product NADPH oxidase organizer 1 (gene NOXO1). The record is from RefSeq and is a predicted model, not a curated record. NCBI's taxonomy places the organism in Eukaryota, Metazoa, Chordata, Mammalia, Artiodactyla, Bovidae. The transcript has 8 exons. The coding region runs from base 1 to 1074 and encodes 357 amino acids. Gene Ontology annotation, molecular function: superoxide-generating NADPH oxidase activator activity; protein binding; phosphatidylinositol binding. Gene Ontology annotation, biological process: superoxide anion generation.